This is a messenger RNA of Nymphalis io (European peacock), 1998 nucleotides long. Its product is annotated as cytochrome P450 6B6-like. Gene Ontology annotation, molecular function: monooxygenase activity; iron ion binding; oxidoreductase activity, acting on paired donors, with incorporation or reduction of molecular oxygen. The record is from RefSeq and is a predicted model, not a curated record. Bases 77 to 1615 code for a protein of 512 amino acids. NCBI's taxonomy places the organism in Eukaryota, Metazoa, Arthropoda, Insecta, Lepidoptera, Nymphalidae. The transcript has 2 exons.
CAUGUGCAGUUCUCUGUGAUAUGUUAGUUAAAACGCUUAACUCUAAUAGUGAAAAAACACAGUGUGAUAGGACAAAAUGAUAGGUUUAACCUUAUUUAUAAUUGCCAUUUUCGCUCUAUAUUUAUAUGGAAAGCGAAACCACAAGUAUUGGGAAUUAAAAGGAGUAAAACACGACCAACCCUUACCAUUUUUUGGUAACAAUGCGAGAAAUAAUUUUAUGCGAAAAAGUGUAACCGAAUUGUGUUCUGAAUUGUACUGGAAAUAUUCAAACGAAAAAGUGGUAGGAUUUUAUCGAGCGUCUCGUGCUGAAUUAAUAAUCAGAGAUCCUGAAAUGGUCAAGCGGAUACUAAUAACAGAUUUUAGCCAUUUUUAUCCGCGUGGUUUAAAUCAACACAAACAGGAAAUAGAACCCUUGCUGAGAAAUCUAUUUUUUGCGGACGGAGAUAUAUGGAAAUUACUACGGCAGCGAAUGACGCCCGCCUUCUCGAGCGGCAAGUUAAAGGCUAUGUUUCCGUUGAUCGUGGAACGUGCUGAGAAACUUCAAACGCGAGCACUUACUGCCGCCACCGCCGGAAAAGCAAUCGAUGCGCGCGACCUCAUGGCUCGCUAUACUACUGACUUUAUCGGCGCCUGCGGUUUUGGACUCGAUUCCGACUCCCUUCAAGACGAGAAUUCCGCAUUCAGACGACUCGGCGCUAAUAUAUUUAAAAUAGGCCCUAAAGAAAUUUUCAUAAUUACAUUAAAACAACUUUUUCCGAGCAUGUUUAAAAAGUUGAAAUCGAUGAGUCGGGUCGAAAAACAAAUACUUCAAUUAGUGGACGCAGUUCAGCGGCAGAGAAACUAUAAACCGUCUGGCAGAAACGAUUUCAUAGACUUACUACUCGAGAGCAAAAUGAAAGGUACGAUAGUAGGGGAGUCUAUCGAGAGAAUAAAACCAGACGGGAAGCCAGAAGUUGCUACUUUAGAAUUAGAUGAUGAGUUAAUAGCAGCUCAAGUGUUUAUAUUUUUCGCGGCUGGCUUUGAAACAUCCUCAUCCGCGACUAGUAUUACUCUACACGAACUUGCCCAUAAUCCAGAAGUGCAAGCAAAGGUACAUGAAGAGAUUGAUAGAGUUUUAGCGAAAUACGACAAUAAACUCAGCUACGACGCUAUUAAGGAAAUGUCUUAUCUAGAGUCAACGUUCAAAGAAGGAAUGAGAAUCUUUCCGUCACUGGGUUUCUUGAUAAGAGAGUGUGCACGCAAGUACACUUUCGAGGACAUAAAUCUGACAAUAGAUGAAGGAGUGAGAGUGAUAAUACCGCUUCAAGCAAUGCACAACGAUCCUAAAUACUUCGAUAACCCGACUGAAUUCCGACCGGAAAGAUUUCUAGAGUGCACUUCGACGAAUAAUAAAUACACAUAUUUACCAUUUGGUGACGGACCACGUGCUUGUAUAGGUGCGCGCUUGGGGUUAAUGCAAUCGUUAGCAGGGCUGGCGGCCAUAUUGUCGUGUUUCAGUGUUCGCCCCGCACCAAGCACGAUUCGUCACCCACCCGUUAAUCCUGCUUCGGGUAUCGUGCAAAGUAUACAGGAUGGUCUACCACUGCUCUUCAUUGAAAGGAAACAGCACAUCUGAACUAUAUAUUUCCAAGAGAAGAUGACAUUUCUUAUAUUUAAUAUUUUUCCUAUUUAUGAGAUGCAAAAUAGGAUAACGCAAUUAGUACUUUGAUUUUAAUUUAUUAUUGUAUAUUUUUAUUAAUACAAUAUAAUUUAUUUUAUGUAUUGAAACAGAAUCUAAAUUUAAAUGUUACAUAUAUUUUUUAUGUAAAAAUAGUAUGUCCUGUACAUAUGUAUACUUAUUUGGAAAUAUGAGUUGACCUAUUCUUCAGUAUUUUUAUGUGCAACAUGUGUAAACUGAAACUAGAUUUUUAUAAUCGCGAUAAUAGCAAUAUAAAUUAAAUAAACCGCAUCUAUUAAAUAGACAAUUGCUAUUCCGCUGCGUAGGCACCCCGAGAUCGU